AUGCACCGCAAUCUCCUCAGCGUGCCGUUGCGCAUCGCCGAAGGCCUCGAGCUCGACAAGACCCUUGCCAAGGUCAUCGAGCGCGACUUUUACCAGCCUGCGGCCGCGUUCGACGACCUCGCCCGCGCCCAGAGCCUCCACAUGGCUCUAGUCAGCGGCAGCAAGACCGCCGCCGUCGACACACAGGCCUACGAGCACACGCUCACGGCGUUCUUCUACUUGGUGCAGGACCUCCGGGCCAAGUUCCCCGACUACGUGGCCACGUUCGAGUGGUACGACACCUUGCAGCACCGGCAGCCCGUGCUCCAGGCCCGCGACUGGCGCCUGGAGGCGCUCCUAGUCGCCUACCAGAUGGGCGUGUUGCACAGCCGCGCCGCACACGGCGAAAGCGGGCACGCGGACGACGGCGUCAAGAAGGCGUGUGCGCAGCUCCAGGCCGCGGCCGGCUGCUUCCAGUACCUCUUGGACCAGCAGGACGGCGCGCCGCUCCCGGCCGCCGCGGGCCUCGACGCCGCCACCGUCGGCUUCUUGCGCGUGCUCAUGCUCAGCCAGGCUCAGGAGCUCAUCUGGCAAAAGGCCGCGCGCAACCCGGCCAUGAAAGACACGCUCGUGGCGCGCUUGGCCUCCACGGUGGCAGACCUCUACGAGGCCGCCGCCACGCAUGGCGCGGUGUCCAGCGCCAUCCGCCAGGAGUGGCUCAACCACGUGAGCGUCAAGCGCUUGCACUUCCGGGCCGCGGCGCUCUACCGCAUGGCCACCAACGCGCGAGACACGUUCCAGUACGGCGUGCAGGUGGCCUACUUGCGUAGCGCCGAUCUGCUCUGCCACGAGGCGUUGCGCCACAGCCGGUACGUGGGCGAGCCCGUGUUGGAGGACUUGGGCGGCUUGCAGAAAACCGUGGCGCAAGCGCUCCGCACCGCCGAGAAAGACAACGACCUCGUCUACUUGAAGCCGGUGCCCGAGGCCGGCGCGUUGCCAGCCAUCCAGGGCGCCUCCAUGGUGGAGCCGAAGUUGCCGCUGCUGUUGGCGGCACGCGACGCGGCGUUCGCGCCCGCGUUCGCCGCGCUCUUGCCAUUUGCCGUCGUCCAGGUGAGCCACGCGUUCCGCGAAAGACAGGACGCGUUCAUCGGCUCGGCCUUCCGCGAACCGCUCCGGGCGCUAACCCAGAAGCUCCGGCGCUUCCUUGCGGAGCGCCAGCUCCCGGCGGCUCUCGACACGAUGCAGGCGCCAGAGAGCAUCCCGGACUCCAUCGUCCAGCACGCGCAGGAGAUCUUGUCCAUUGGCGGCACGCGCGUCAUUGUCGGCUCCAUGGGCGAGGUUUCCAUCUUGGCGGCCAACAGCAGGGCGCUCGUGGAAGAGUGCGAGGAGAGGUUGCGCCUCGAGCAGAAGGAGGACGACUUGAUGCGCGAGCGGGAGGGCCCAGAUAGCUGGACCCGCACGCCGUCCAACACCGCCAGCGCCAAGCACUGGGCCACCAUAGCCAAGAUGCGCGAGUACCUUGAUCAGGGCCAGCAGAGCGAUGCUUUGCUUGGCGAGAUCUACGGCUCGCUCCGGAACACCUUGGACGUGUAUUGCGGCGGCCACGAGCUGUUGCUCAAGCACAUCCCAAGGGACACUCACGUGUAUCUAAGCCAGCCGGGCGAAAGAGUUGCCCUCGAGCUCCGUGACUUGCUCGCACAGGUUUCGGCUCUAGAAACGAAGCGCGAGCGGUUCCAGUCGAGCAUCGACCUCAAGUCGAGAAACCACAGCAUUCUCUCCGUGGUCGUCGACGCGUUCAAGCGCAACCCCGACAAGUUCCAGAAACCCGACGGCUCCGUCGACCGGGCCAAGUUCGAGCCUGUGUACGAGAAACACAUCUCCUUCUUCAACUCGGACCUCGCCUACUUGGCGCAACUGAAAGAACUGCAGGUGGCUUUGGAAGGGAAAAUCGACGACACAAAGCUGAGGUUCGACCACUUCAAGGCCGCGUCGCUCAGCAAGGCCCAGGAGGCCAGGCUCAAGGUGCUACAAACGCUCGAAAACGACUACGUGAGGUACUUGGAGCUCGUGCAAAACUUGAACCUGGCAUCCAGGUUCUACACAACCUUUUUGGAGAGGGGCAACACCGUACUCAGGGAACUUGACGAGUUCCUACUUAGCAGGAGAGAAGAGGCCCGCGAGCUUGCCCUCCAUAUACGCGACCAGCGGAACUUCGAAGGAAUCGAGCUGUCGAUGGCCCGGAAUCUGGGGCAUCUCGCCGCACCCCGACUGCACAAGGCGAAUAUUUGGGACCCGUCCAAGGGCAUCAGGUUCUCGUAG
Metschnikowia bicuspidata var. bicuspidata NRRL YB-4993 is the source of this 2298-nucleotide messenger RNA. It is a transcript of the gene RIM20, whose product is annotated as Rim20p. The record is from RefSeq and is a predicted model, not a curated record. NCBI's taxonomy places the organism in Eukaryota, Fungi, Ascomycota, Pichiomycetes, Serinales, Metschnikowiaceae. Gene Ontology annotation, molecular function: protein binding. Gene Ontology annotation, cellular component: endosome. The coding region runs from base 1 to 2298 and encodes 765 amino acids. The transcript has a single exon.